AUGUCGUCCGCGCCUGAACUCUUCCGUCGCAAUUCCCCUCCGCCACCACCUCGUGACGGAUCUCGUCCACCACCACCUCGUGAUGGGUCCCGUCCGCCACCACCUCGUGACGGAUCUCGUCCGCCACCACCUCGUGAUGGGUCCCGUCCGCCACCACCACGUGAGGGGUCCCGUCCGCCACCACCUCGUGAAGGAUCUCGUCCGCCACCACCUCGUGACGGGUCCCGUCCGCCACCACCACGUGACAACGAGGCACCUGAACUCUUCCGUCGCAAUUCCCCUCCGCCACCACCUGGUGACGGAUCUCGUCCACCACCACCUCGUGAUGGGUCCCGUCCGCCACCACCUCGUGACGGAUCUCGUCCGCCACCACCUCGUGACGGGUCCCGUCCGCCACCACCUCGUGAUGGGUCCCGUCCGCCACCACCACGUGACGGGUCCCGUCCGCCACCACCUCGUGAAGGAUCUCGUCCGCCACCACCUCGUGACGGGUCCCGUCCGCCACCACCUCGUGACGGGUCCCGUCCGCCACCACCACGUGACAACGAGGCGCCUGAACUCUUCCGUCGCAAUUCCCCUCCGCCACCACCUCGUGACGGAUCUCCUCCACCACCACCUCGUGAUGGGUCCCGUCCGCCACCACCACGUGACGGAUCUCGUCCGCCACCACCUCGUGACGGAUCUCGUCCGCCACCACCUCGUGACGGGUCCCGUCCGCCACCACCUCGUGAUGGGUCCCGUCCGCCACCACCUCGUGAAGGAUCUCGUCCGCCACCACCUCGUGACGGGUCCCGUCCGCCACCACCACGUGACAACGAGGCGCCUGAACUCUUCCGUCGCAAUUCCCCUCCGCCACCACCUCGUGAAGGAUCUCGUCCGCCACCACCUCGUGACGGGUCCCGUCCGCCACCACCACGUGACAACGAGGCGCCUGAACUCUUCCGUCGCAAUUCCCCUCCGCCACCACCUGGUGACGGAUCUCGUCCACCACCACCUCGUGAUGGGUCCCGUCCGCCACCACCACGUGACGGAUCUCGUCCGCCACCACCUCGUGACGGAUCCCGUCCGCCACCCCCUCGUGACGGGUCCCGUCCGCCACCACCUCGUGACGGGGAUGGAAAUUAA
This is a messenger RNA of Liolophura sinensis, 1125 nucleotides long. Its product is annotated as basic proline-rich protein-like. NCBI's taxonomy places the organism in Eukaryota, Metazoa, Mollusca, Polyplacophora, Chitonida, Chitonidae. The coding region runs from base 1 to 1125 and encodes 374 amino acids. The transcript is spliced from 2 exons. The record is from RefSeq and is a predicted model, not a curated record.